GGCCACUUCCCCUUCCUGAGCCAGACAGGUGGCCAGUCGGAGCUGAGCCGUCCUCUCUGGGGAGUCCGGAGCAAACAUGGAUCAAGAAACCAUGGGCAACUUUGUCCUGCUGGCCAUCGUCACCCUCAUCAGCGUGGUUCAGAACGCAUUCUUUGCGCAUAAGGUGGAACAUGAAAGCAGGACCCAUAAUGGGCGGAGCUUCCAGAGGACGGGAACACUCGCCUUUGAGCGGGUCUACACUGCCAACCAGAACUGUGUAGAUGCGUACCCUACCUUCCUCGCUGUGCUCUGGACCGCGGGGCUACUUUGUAGCCAAGCCCCUGCCGCCUUUGCCGGACUGAUGUACCUAUUUGUGAGGCAGAAAUACUUUGUCGGUUACCUAGGAGAGAGAACUCAGAGCACGCCUGGCUACAUCUUUGGGAAGCGCAUCAUCCUGUUUCUGUUCCUUAUGUCCCUUGCUGGCAUAUUCAACUAUUACCUCAUCCUCUUUUUCGGCAGUGACUUUGAAAACUACAUCAAGACGAUCACCACCACCAUCUCCCCGCUGCUUCUGAUCCCCUAGCUCCCUGCUGAGCGGGGUUGGUGCUCUCAACGAGUCCAUACCUGGGGGGGUCCUCGUCACUCAUUCCUUGAAAGGAUUCCGCCCCUCUUUAGAUAGUUGUAAAUCUCAUGGCCAUCUGGGCUCCACUGCGCACGUUCACCUUGCUUGCUCUUCCGGGAAGAGGAUGAUUUUGUGUGGGCUCCGCCCCUUGAACGUGGCCGUGGCCCCAGGUUUGUGACAUGGAUCCACUCUGUAUGUUUCUUGAUGUAUCCUGCUCUCUGAAGGUGUUUUGUGACCGGAUGUAUGUUUUCCUAAAAUAAAAUGCAGGCGCGUGUUUUAGGCUGAUGGCUAA
Molecule: messenger RNA, 893 nt
Organism: Carlito syrichta (Philippine tarsier)
Lineage: Eukaryota; Metazoa; Chordata; Mammalia; Primates; Tarsiidae
Gene: ALOX5AP
Product: arachidonate 5-lipoxygenase activating protein
Exons: 5
Coding region: 77-562 (161 amino acids)
Biological process (GO): leukotriene biosynthetic process
Cellular component (GO): endoplasmic reticulum; membrane; nuclear envelope
Molecular function (GO): enzyme activator activity; glutathione peroxidase activity; glutathione transferase activity
Source: RefSeq, a predicted model, not a curated record